This is a messenger RNA of Sclerotinia trifoliorum, 2307 nucleotides long. The record is from the annotation of a GenBank genome assembly. Lineage: Eukaryota; Fungi; Ascomycota; Leotiomycetes; Helotiales; Sclerotiniaceae.
UGAGAGUGAGAUUGGAUGUUGGGUUUGGUUGUAUUCAAUCAUUUAUUCAUUUAUUCAUUUAUUCCUCUCUGUAAUUGGAGGGAGUUUUACUUGUAAGUCUUGAUAGUGGGUGGUGAAUAUUAAUGCUCAGGAAACUACAAUAUAAAACAUACAACUACGAACGAACGCGCUAUUCAAUUUCACACUUUCCCAAUUUACUUUUUAUUCCAUUGUUUACUUCAAUUUACUUUACUUUACUUUACUUCACAAACUUUCUUCUCCAUUUCCACAAUGGCUUCUCCGAAAAUAUCAACUUCGCGUCGCGUCUUGGGUGAUAUUAAUUCUAAUAUCAAUACAUUUGCCCAUGAACCCCGUCAUGCGUCCCUCGUUUCCGACACACGGGAAAUAUCAGCUGGUAAUAAAUCUUUCAAAACAAUACUUGAUAUUCAACAAGUGGUGGGAGGUUCGACAACAGAAAUCCAACAGGAGAAUCGUCGGGAAAUCACUGCAGAUUUACAGGUUGGAAGUCUUAAAGUGGGAAAAGUGCAUCAAGGGAUCUCAUCUCAAAAUUUGGAAAAUACGAGAACUGCCACAGUCGAUUCGUUGAAUUCUGGAACAUCGCUUGGUUUAUUAAAUGCUAAAUCGAUACAAUGGGCUGGUAAAAGGAGAAGCUUCGCUGCUACUGAAGAUAACCUAGAAGAUAUUGGCAUUCGAGAAAGGGAAGGACAUGGUAAGAGGAUGAGGAUAGAGCUACAGCCUCAUGAGGAAUUUGUCAAUUCUACAACUACGCAGCAGAAUCACAGCUGUUCACAAUGUAGUCGUGCAACUCUUGAGCACGGAGUAUGCACAGAGAGUUCUGGCCUACAAUUUGACGGUUGCGGCCAUGAAAACGUUGGAGAACGAUGCGUAUGUAUUGACAGUUGAUAUUUGAUAUUUGUGGGUUUUUUGCUAAUAGAUGUACCCAUAGAACUUUCAUGGAGGAAUUCGACGCUCAUCUCAAUUUGAAACCUCCUUCGCUUCUCCCACAUCUUCCUUUUCCACAGUAGAGGUAGAAGAUAUUGAUAUCACCGGCGUUAAUUCCCAAGCAUCUAAAAUUACCAUGACCGAGGAAAAUUCUUCCAAAUUCAUCACUGCCUCUACCACAAAGAAUUCUCGUACCUCAAAAUCGAAAUCCCUAUCCCGAGAAGAAAUUCGACAAGUUCGUCUUCCAUCACCUUUCCUUUAACUAUUCAAAAAACUAACCCCACUUCUUUAGAAAUCUCAAGCACUACGACUCCGUCUCUCCCUCGCCAAUUACAAAGUAAAAACAAAUCAAAUUGAUCUUCCACUUUCACGUCUACAAAUCCAUUCUACAUCACCGAACCUCCCUUCUCUAGCUCAUUUUCGCGCAAAUCCUUAUAAUGCGAAUGUGGGUAGUAGAACACCGCUUCCUGGUGCUCCCGCUAUGAAUACUAUUAGAAAGACGUUGAUUCCAGUCAUUAAUCUACAACGUCCUAGUUCCUCGAGUAGGGAUGGAAGAAUCUAUGUUCGAAAAGAUAAAGAAAGAGAAAACAUCAGAGAAGGAGAUAUGAAUGAGAAUAUCCCUUCCAUUCCUCCUUUAUCGGAAGAUAAUAGAAGAGAUUCGGCUAUUUCUUGCACUUCUUUUACUUCUAAGAGUUCUACCUUCCAUUCGGGCCCCGGACACGCACAUCCAUAUGCAUUAACCCCUUAUCUCAGAGAGGAAAAUAUAAAUGGGAGACUCGGGAACUCGAUUCAGAAUGAACUGCGAAUGAAUAGAAAAUAGGAAAUGAAGGUCGCAAGAUCUUGCGUGGGGAAAUAUGAUGAUGAUGAUGAUGAUAUGAUACGGGGAAAACUAGUUCUUGGAAGACGGAUAAUGGGAUGAUGAAUCUGGUGUUGGGUUUUGAGUAGGAGCGUAUGAAUGGGUGGAAGGGGUGAGAAGAGUAAAAGGAAGAUGGGUGAAAUGGGGGUAAAGAUGUAGGGAUCGAGGAAAGUGUGGAUGCAUUGAUUAGGUUGGUUUGGUUUGGGUUUAUCGAGGGAGCUUGGGAUUUGGGGUUUAAGCUUUAAGGUUUUAAGUUUAAGGUCUGGGGCACGCUUUGGUUUGGUUUGGGAAGGUGCUUAGAUGGCAGUAGGGUUGUUGAUAAGUACUGCAUGCAUGCAUGCAUAGUCAUGUACUCUUACCUUUUGAGUUUUAUCCCGUUUUCCUUUUUCGUUGUCGUCUUCAUCAUCGUUGUCGUUGGGCUACCUACCUAGGCUAUGCUAUACAGUAGGCUUUGUAGGUGGAUGUUGAGGCGGAUGGCAUGGGAUGAGAUGAGAUAUGUAGAUAUGUAG